Spirodela intermedia is the source of this 13811-nucleotide messenger RNA. The record is from the annotation of a GenBank genome assembly. NCBI's taxonomy places the organism in Eukaryota, Viridiplantae, Streptophyta, Magnoliopsida, Alismatales, Araceae.
AUGCCGCCGGCGAUGGUAAGCUCCGGCACCGCCGCCGCCGCUGCCGCCGCCGCCGUCGUCUCGCCCCGUACGGCGCCAAAGCAGAAUCCUCCUCUCUGGAACCCUAGGUCCGGGGAAACCCUAGCGGGGAUCGCACCGUUUACGAUACCCUUCGCCUCAGAGGGGUUUUGGGUAGCCGCAGAUGCCAUGGAUCCCCAGAGCGUGGAGCGUGGAGCGCCUCCGCGUGGGAACCCGCGGGAGCCGAAUCUUGAAGGCGUCUUCUCGAUGCUGUUCCAGUCGCCGAACGUCGACAAGGCCCCGGUGGCAUCGUCUUCGGGUCUCUCGAGGCCCCGGAUGGUGAAGGUGAGGCGGCAUUUUCCAUUGUCCAGGGUGAGGCCGGGUCUGGUGGUUCCGGCUGACUUCGAAGGCGUUGGGGAGCAGGGGCUAAACCCGUUCCUGCGGGAUCCAUAUCCUGCUGCGGGUUUUUCUGGUCAAGUUUCUUUCGGGAUUAGUUGUUCGAGCUCUGACUCUGUGAGGACUGAGGGUGCAAACUUUGUGUUUGGGAAUAAUUCAAGUUGCUUUCAGAGAGAUGGUGCUGUUGCACCUGCGAGCGACGGUUUAUUCUCAUCUAGCAUCGAUCGUAAUACUGGUGGUUUUCAGCCUGGAACGACCGAGGGCGCGAAUUUUGUGUCUGCUGCUCGUCACACUACCGGUACCACCGACAGUUCAUAUUUGAAAGAUUGUACAUAUCGAGAUGUAGGGGGUGCCAGCUCGAAGUUUGAAACGGUAAGAGGCACUGCGGGUCAAUUCACAAGCAGCAAUGAAGAAUGCAUCCGUUCUACUGCAAAUGUUUUUAUGUUUGGAAGCAGUUCAGAGGAAAGUGCAACUUCUCAUCGAAGUGCAACUCGUGGAUUUGACAAAAGUGCUGUUGGGAAACUCCCAGAGGAGUUGCAGACGUUGAACAUUAAGUGCUCGGGGACUGCAGAUAAUAUACGGAAAUCAGAAGCUGGGGAUCAUAGUUUAGGUUCCAGAGACGGUGGUGCAUUUGUGUUUAGUAGUAGUAAAAAUGUAUCUGGUUCGUUUGGUGAACAUAACUGCACACAAGGUGCCUUCGUCUUCGGAAGCAGCUCAAGGAAGAACAGCAUUCCUGAUCUAAGUUCCUCUGGUGGCUCUGAUAGAAGCUCCGUAGAAAAGCUCCCAGAUUAUUUACGGGAAUUGAAGAUUAAAGAUUCAACCUUGAAAAACAUACCUGGGGAUACAGGGAGCGCCAACCUCAAGUUUUCAACUACUGGAAGCCAUGUUUCUGAGGGAAAGAUGAUUCCUGAUGACAGCACGUUCAAUUCUGAAGCAAUAAAAAGUCAUUUCUAUGUCAAAGAAAAUGUGGAAUCUGUGCUUCCUGAUGAAAUGAGGAAGUUGAAUAUUGAAGUGCCCAACAGUGUCAGUAGUUUGAGCGAAACACAAGGACCUUGCAAUAGUUCUCAAGUUGAUGAGAAGAAAACAUUCAUGUUUGGGUGUAAUAUGGGGAUCGGUUCUCAUGAGACUUCUGUAGAUAAGCCGCCUGAGGGGAUGGAAACAGUGAAUUCUUGGAAUAUUACCAUAGGUCAACCUGAAGAUAGUAAAGACGAAGGCAUCCCUAAGAGUACAAGUGGUUUUGCACUUAGAAACUUCUAUGAGAAGAGUGAAGAUCCUGGUCAAAGAGCUGCUGAUGGUUUUGAUGAGAGUGCUGGAGGAAAACUACCCGAAGAAAUUCAGAAAUUGAAUAUUAGGGACCCUGAGAAUGAUGAUACUAUAGGGAAAGCUAGUUUUGGAGACAGCAUUUUGGAGGCCAAUAGUGGAGGUUUUGUCUAUGCGUCUUCAAAAAGUGUUUCUGAUUCUUUUAGUGAAAAAGAUCGCACAGAAGGUGUCUUUGUGUUUGGAAGCAAGCCAAAGGGUUUUGAUCCUGAUUUAAGUGCUUCUGGUGUUUCUGCUAAAAGCUUUGGGUCCUACAAUACUGGUACUUUCGCUCCUGAAAGUAAUGGAAAUGUUUCUGGCUCUUAUGGUGGAACUAGCUUUGAAGAAUGUUUCACUUCUGAAAGCAGGACAAUGCCAGGUACAAGUUGUUCUGCUGGUGCUGUUGACAGCGACAAUAAUUCUUGGAAAACUAAAGCUAGUGGUCAUGUCUCGGGUAAAAGUUCUUUCACUAGUGGAACUGGAAAGUGUUUUUCUGCUUCCUCUGGUGAAAAUAAUUCCUCUUCUGGUGUUUUCGUGUUUGGGAGCUCUUCAAAUAGAAAUAAAGCUUAUGAUCAAAGCAGAUCUUUUUGGUUUGACCGAAGUGAUAGACUCCCAGAUGAAAUACAGAGGUUGAAUAUUGGGUGCUCUGGGGCAGAUGAUCACUAUGGAAAGGCUGAAGGGCGGGAUUUUGAGCCUUUGGUGGAUGAGAGUGGUGUUUUUGUUUCCAACUCUAGUAAAAACAAAUAUGCUGCAUUUGGCAGUGAUCGUUUCACUGGAAGUACAACUUCUUUAGGAUCAUCAUCACAUCCGUGCAAUCAGGACGCUAAUUCAGUUGCUGGUGCUUCUUAUCCCAUACCCGUAAUGGAGUCUUGUAAGCCAAAAACAGAGACAACUGCAUCAUCUUUUUCAGUAUCACUUGGCCCUAUUUUUCAAUCCUCUGGAUAUAAUUCAACCUUCACUGACUAUUGUGGGCAAGGAACACCACAUGUGAAUGAAUCAACAAACCAGGAUCCUUCUGUGGAUAGCUCUGUUGUAGCAUCUUUCCAAAAUAGCGCAUUUAGUGCAAAAAAAGGGUUAAGAAGCCAUACCAGGGUUCGGAAAAGGAGGGGGAAAUUGAAGGACUCUGCAACACUUUUUCAAAGAGGCGGUACAGGAGCGUUUUCAAGGGAAAAGAGUUCUCAAGAAAAACCUGAUCUGGAUUCUCAAGAAGGCUACUCACCCAUGGAUUUUUCCCCUUGCCAUCUUGAGAGUUCAGUUGGUGAUGAGUAUUCUAGAGAAGAUUCAGUAGCGUCAGAGGAGUCCACGCCCAGUGAUUCUUGUCACUUCUCAACUAACAUAAAAAAUUCAUUUUCCGCUUAUGGGUCAGCUGAAGAUUUAGCUAAUGCAACAAUGAAGUCCUCAAGCUCAGAAUUUGUGAAAGAAGCUGAUGGUGGAAGUGGGUUUCCUUUGGCUUCUGGUUCUAGUGGUUUCACUGACUCAAGUUUCACAUUUGCUGCAUCAUCUUCUACCCAAGGUUCCAUUUCGGCAUCGAAACAUAGUCACAGAAGGAAAUAUAGAACAAAAGUUGGACGGGAUGCUUAUGCCUCCAUCUCAGAUCCGAACGCUCAGCUAUUACCUAAUCUCAGUAGUUCUUCACACUUGGAUGACACAGGAGCCCAAACAGAAGUGCCAUCUGCUUUUCAGAGGAAGGGAUCAGAGACAAACAAAACAUCACAUGUCAAGCAGGAGGGCAUUUCCAUGGCUGCUUCGGCAACUACUGGUCAAGAAGCUUGUGAAAAAUGGCGACUUAUGUAACUUCUCUGUCUAGUCUUUCCUCUUUUUUUCUUGAAAGUUUGUGAAUCAUUAGUUUUCCUCUUGAUAUUAUCUCUUGGCGUGACUAUUUGAACUGUUAACAUUGUGGCUUGGAAAUAUCUUUGUUCAUUGGAAAUGUUGCUUCUGAAGUGCCAGUUCCUUUUAGUGUUGUAAUUGGUUCUAUUUUCUGUUGUUGAUCAGGGGAAACCAAGCUUAUGCAAAUGGCGAUCUGUGUAAAGCUGAGGAAUAUUACACACAGGGAGUGAAGUCUGUUUCUCCUAAUGAAACGUCUAGGGAUUGCAGCAAGACUUUAAUGCUCUGCUAUAGCAACCGUGCUGCUGCCCGGAUGUCUAUUGGAAGAAUUAGAGAAGCACUUUUUGACUGUAUGAUGGCCACUGACAUUGAUCCAGGUUUUCUUAGGGCUCAGCUUAGAGCUGCAAGGUUAGUUUCCAUGUCAGCUUCCUCGCAUUUGAGCUCCACAGUGAAAUGAAAAGCUUGUUAUUUUUCCCCCUUUAUUUUCCAUGUGGCUAGAUCUUGCCAUGGAUGUUGCUAUUGUGAUAUUAUGAUCCAGAGAUGGUUCAUUUUUCAUCUUAAACUUUCUCCUAAGUUAGAAAUAUUUAUCUUCACUUUUGAUAAUAGAAAUUUGUUUGAGUCAGCAUGCUUUUUAUUUACUUGUUAUGAUAGGUAUUGUUUUGAAGAACUAUGAACUGGGUUGAUGGGAAAUGAUCAUUUGGCUGACUGUCUGUGCAUUCUGAUUUGUAUUAGUAUCAUAGAUCAUUAUUCAAAAAUUGUUUUCGAACUCUAUUAAAGGAGAAAGUUAAUUACAUUGGGGCAUUGUAUGUGUGGAGGCCAUUAGAUAGGUAGUACUUGAUAAAGGCACCCGCUUGGCCGUAGUGCCUAUUAAUUAACCAUCAUAAUUACGUGUCGUGUUUGCUGUAUGGUGCACAAAUUUCAGCUUACCAUAGUUAUAUGUCGUCUCAAUACACUAUCCAAAUCCUACUCUUAUAUUUUCAGAAGCGCCUACCUCUUCCACAGCAUGUCAUUCAGAAGCAUCGUAUCUUUUCCCUUGACCUAGUUAAAUUGUUGGCUGUAAACCAAUGCCUUCUUACCUUGUAUCGGUGGGUGGGGGGUGGGGUGUAUCUCUUCAUGCCAUUUGAACCUUCUUUAAAAAUUCUCAUGUAUGACCUUCAUCAUGACCUGAUUUCAAUCAUGAGCAGCCCUGAUGAAAUCGUAUCAAAAUCCUUGUAGACUCUAUCCGAAAAAUCUACCCUACUCUCAUGUUUUUGUGAUGAGACUGUGGUGGUCCAUCUUUAUUGUUGAGGACUUUUGUUAUUUGAAAUUUCUUGUGGUAUUUCCUUUUGUAGAUUGGAAGGGGUAUCCAUGCCAUUUUCAUUAUCUUAAAUUGUCUAAAAUCCCAAUAGAGAUCCAUUUGUCUUCUGCCUGAUAAUUUUUUGUCUUUAUGCUUUAUUUAGAUCUUUAUCCUGGUAAAUGAAUUUCUACCACAAUAAUGUAUUUGCAUGACAAACAACUGACUUGUCUAGAAAUAUGCUUUGAUUUGAUGCCAUGUUCAUUUCAGUUGUCAUCUGUUACUUGGGGAGACUGAAGAAGCGUGCAAUCGUUUCAAGAAAUGCUUGCCAGGAGGAUGUGCUUCAUCUCUAGAUCAGAAAUUUGUUUUCGAAGCUUCUGACGGUCUGCAGAAGGUCAAGGUAUAACAUCUUUGAAGAAGUUCAAGAUAUAGCGAAACAUUCUAGAGGUUUUUCUCCUGUUAUGGUAAAAAUAGUCAUUGUAUUUUUCUAAUUUAGCGCAUGAAGCAAUUACAUAAUGCAUGACUAUAUGUGCAUCUAUUUUUUUAUUUUUCUUGAAACAUUUAUUGCAUUAUAAUAUUGCUUCUACUGUUCUUUUAUUGUGGAACUUGAAUUCAUUAAUGAGGAUAGCACAGGUGAUGCGUGGAUUCAUUUCAGGUACAUUUAUUUAUCUUUAUUUACCUGCCUUUAGUUGUUACUCGAGGCUAAAAAUUUUGAGAAAUGGUGAGAAUUCGAAUAAAUAUUAUUAACCUUGAUUGGUCAUUUGGAAUUGUUCAUUGUUCUUUAGAGCCUUGUAGCUAGGUACGAGAUCAUGGACUAGAUGUAGUUAUGGGGGAGGAUAGAAGGGAUGGAAAGGUGUGAGGAAGAAACGAUCGUGACAGGUGGAUCAUGUGCAAUGCAGAAUUGUUUUUUCUGAAGUAAUCGGUGCUGGAAAUGCCAUAAAAAGUAAUUCUCUCCUGUGGGUUUGAGGAUUUGUUGAACCUCUUUUUGAUUCCGGGUCAGUUCAUUAUCAUGUUUGUCCAAGGUGAAGUUAAACGAGUGAAAAUUGAUUGCAAAGCUCAUAUUAAGCUUUUAGAAGGUAAGCAUAGAUCAAGAGAACCACCUGAAAACCAUCAGAUACAUAAAGCUAUUGGGGAGUCCUUAGGAUUCUAUUAUUUCAAUUGAGGAAUGUCAUUGCUAGAAAUAUGAUUUACUAUGCUAAUGUUGUCUUGUAUGAUUUCCUUUCUGAUAAAGAUUAGUAAAAUUAUAUCUUUAUAUGAAUUUUGCGUUCUGCACUUUUCACAGUUUGAAUGUGGUUUCCUUGACAGCUAGUUGCAGAUUGCAUGGAGCGUGCUGCAUCACUUCUACAGAAAGGAACAACAGAUGAUGCUACAUUAGUAUUAAAAAUAAUUUCAGAUGCAUUGUCAUUGAGCCCAUAUUCAGAAAGCCUAAUUGAAAUAAAGGCAGAGGCUCUUUUGAUGGUAAGUUAGCCUGCACUGUUACUUACUUUCUUUAUGAAAUACUUUUAAAAGUGACCUUCCGAACAAAUUUUUAGUACUCCUUUGUGAUCGCUUUGCUCAUAUUUUUUGUUUUUUUGUUUUUUUUUUUGUUUUCAUCAAAUUAUAUGACAAUUUUAUCUUGACCUGGGUUUUAUUGUUCACAGCUGCGCCACUAUGGUGAGCUCAUUCAGCUCUUGGAUCAGACCCUAGACACUGCCGAAAAGAAUUCUACUAUACUUAGUACUAGUGAUCAGUUCAAAGAUUGGGAUUAUUCUAGAAGUAUUCCAACGCGUGCAAAGGCUUGGCGCUCAUACCUGAAGUCAAGAGCUUAUUUUUGUUUAGGAAGACUUGAGGAAGCUCUUGCCUUACUAAAAGGAAAUGAACAAGUGGAGGCCGUCACUGACAGGUAUUGCUGUCUGUAUCUCUAAUAUUGCGUACCAUUCUCCUUAUUUCUUUGGCAUCUCUUUUUUUUAUGAUCAACAACCGAGUGAAUAGCGAGUCAUUCAUAUUAUAGCAAAAACUUCUUAAACUGCAUCUGAUAAUUUUAACCCGCUAUGUCCAGGAGCAAGUCUGACUCAUGGGCGUUAUUGUCUGUCACUGUGAGUGAAUUACUACGUCUCAAAGUAAGUCCUCAAUUCAAGUUUUGUAUAUUCCUUUGCAAAAAAAAAUUACAUCCUGUGUGUUUGUAGUUAUCUUUAUGUUAUAAUCACGAGUGAAAGAUUUUUGCUAUAGGUAACCAUAUUAUUUAGUGAGUUUCCGAAAACUGUUAUAAAGUUCUGUGGCAUUUAUUGGUGCUGAAGCAUGGGUCUGCAUUUUCUUAAUUCUAAGUCAAGAAUGGCAUUUAGUUUCCUUGAUACAUAAAUCAGAAGGGUAUCAAUUAGUUAAAACGGAAGAAUAAUCUAGUCAUUAUUCAGUUUAUUGCAUUUUACUAUGCUUACUGUUUAGUAGCUGCUUACUCAUUUUCAUAGGAAACAUCUGAUAACUGUUACUGCUUGCUAUAGUUAUUUGGUGGCAUUUAAUUAUCUCUUUUAAAAGUAAGACUUGUCAUAUCAAUGGAUUAAAAAGGGUGUAUUCUGACCGGCACUAUACAGAUGUUUCUCUUCCAGUGGAAGCCAUCAGACAUCCAGUCAAAUGGACACUUGUGUCCCAUUUUCCUUUAUUUCAGUGCAAGUGGUAAAGCUUGUUACAAAUUUUCUGGUUUACAGGUUGCAUUUAAUGGGGACGUUGGGGAACCGAAUGGGUGAAUCCUAAUUAGCUUUUCUUUUGUUCCUUUAGUGAGGAUAUUAUGCUUUUGCAUUCAAGUUAUUUUUACAAAUAUAUUUUUAUCGUUUCUGCCAAGGGAGGCAGUAAAACCUGCGCAUAUUUGAUAAGCAUGACGAAAAGAAAUACACCGUUUGGAAAAAGAGAUUUUAGUGGGUGGGAAAGGCAGAAAUAGUGAGAUGUUGUCUGUAACAUGGGAGACAGUUAACUGUAAUCAUCAUUUAAGGAGUUUUGGGCUAGAUGAAAAAAGUAAGAUGACUUGAUUUCGAGACUCAAGACAUGGAAUGUAUUUUUUAUGAUGUAAGUCGCAUGGAUGAUGUUAUACUGAAUUUAAUAGAAAGAACCAAAUGGACUGGUAAACAUGUCCGUUAGGUUUUACAUUUGGUGUCCGUUCUUGUUUUAUUGCUCAGUGGGGAGCUGUCUUCCUGUGUCAUUGAUCUAACGAUGCUCUGACCGAAUUAUGGCACUCUAAUUUGGUCCUCUAUGAUACUCUGUACUUUUCAACUUUUCUUGAUUAUAAGCCGUCUUUCGUUUUUUAUUGAGUUCAUUAUUGCAUUUGGAAUGCCAUCUUCAUACUAAGAUAAGUGAAACCUCUACAGAUGCAAAAGAGAAAUCAAAUUCUCUUUAUCACGAAUAAACAUGGGAUUAGGUAUCUUGGGUGCAAUAGACUAAAGGAUGAAUACAAGGGGAACUAACAUUAUAGGUCUGGGAUGAAACACUCGGGUUUCAGGCCACCAAUGCCUGGCAUCACAUCAUCCACGUUAGAAUAAGCCGUGUAUACUUGAGAUUAAAAAACAUUGGUAGUUUCAGAUUUGCUGACUUCUUGGGUGUGCAUUUGCAACUGUUGGUAUAAGUGGUGUCGAAUUUUGAAGUGGAUUGAUGAAUGUUUUUUCUUGGAAUUCCUUGGAAUUCCUUGUCCUACAUAGACUUUCUGUUUCUCAUAUAUUUAAUUAUCAAAAGAGAUAAUUUUACAUGAUCGAAGGAGAGAAUACAUAUAGCUGUCGAAAGGAAAACAGAGAUCGAAAAGACUUAGGAAAUCUGAAGGGUGUGAAAUUUGAUUAGUUUGAUAGAAGGGACAUCUCCAAAGUAGAUGAUUCGCCUGGAGCUAUACGUGGAAAAAAACAAUAUAAUGCUAACUUAACAGGAUUCCCUUUCUUUGACGGAACAUCCGAAAUUUUUCUGAUCAGGUCUGUCUCUCAGAACCUGCGUCAGAUCGUGUUCCUUUCGUGGACCAGAUCUAGCAGAAUGCAUUGUAUGAAUUAGUGUGGGUAGAUAUGACGAUCCAGUGCUCCAUGCCUGAAACUGUAUGAAUAGGCGGAAUAGAGUUAUUUUUUGGCCAAAGGAGACCUGGUAAAAUGGAUGAAACUGGAAAAGGUUAAAUGUGGGUUAUCAACUUUAGAAUACAGAAUUCUAAUCAGUAAACAGAAGGCGUACAGGGAAUACUCUGAUAGUGGAUGCAUAAAAUUGAAGCAUAGAGACAAAGAACAGUGGCCGAAGGAAAGUGAUAAUGAUUCUACGUUUCAGACUGUAGUUGGUUUUCCAAAAUUGUUGUAAAGUUUUGGUAGUGUUAGACUCGUGACAGGUCACUGAUAAGAAAAAUAAAAAAACAUAUUUAUUUUUUUCAUCAUUACCUUUUUGUAGAAGGUAUAUAGGUUCCGAAGAUGGAAAUGACCUAUCAAUGUGGCCUUCAUAAUUUGCUGGAAAUAGAUUUAGAUCCUCUUUUAUGUUAGCAAAGGACACCGAUCUUAGUUAUUGCUGAAAGGCUUCAAGCAGAUCUUCUAGGAGUCAAUUAAGGAGUUGUUCUGGGCAGCCGUUCAAGGGUCUGAUGGAAAAAACUAUUGCCAAUGGGCUAUUCGCUGCUAUUCAUUCAGUUUGUGUUCUGAUGCUGUGGAACUGAAAGGUUUAAGGAAAAUUAGCCUUAUCUGUUGUGCUACCGAGUUUUACAUACAUGCUCAUGUAUGUGCGUAAGGUUGUGAUGUAACAGUUGAUCAUUUGUCACUUCAACAGUGAAGACAUUUAAUUUGUGAUUCUGAAACUUCAUUAGAAAAUUUGGUUUUCCACUGCAUUUCUACUGUCAGUAUCUAUGUUGAUGGGAACAUCAUAAGUUCUUUGGCAGAUCACCAGGACUGACACAGAGAUCCAAUGUCUCCCGUUCUAUCCGUUAGCGUGAAGAAAUGUCAUUUCUAUGUGGAGUAGAACCUUGAAAUUAUGGUUGGUUAAAGGGAUGGGAGCCGCAAGUGAUAAUAGGGGUGUACGUGAAUUUUCUAAUGGGAAAUGAAAUUUAUCCUUGUUUACAUUUAAAGGAAGCUGUUAGUGUCUCUUACUUGAAUCAGUUGGGCAACGGUUAAUCAUCUGUUUCCGGAUGCUUUUUUUGUAAACGGAUUGAGUGACUUGUGAACCUUAGUCAGAAGUUUUGUUUUGCUUCUGAAAGUAGCCAUAAAGGACUGCCUCCCUCCGUUAGACGUAAAAGCUUUAAAUGGAAUUUAAUAGACGGAUAAUGCCUGUUUCUUAACAGAAAAUAAGAAUCAGCCAAUACCCUCUUUGUUGGGUAUCUUGUCAUCAAUAUCAAUGGCAGACUUUCCAAAGGCUGUGUAGACAUGACGUGACGUCCUUGAGGUAAUCUAGAGUGAUAAUGCUGCAGGGUCAAGAUUUGGAAAGGGGAGAGUGAAUUUGCUUUUAUGUAUUAUGUAUUUGAUCAUUUAGAGGAAGAAAAUGUGAAAGGUUUGCGGUGUGAUUCACGAACUGACAUCAUAUAAUAGUCAGGUCUUAUUUCGAACAAGGCCUGAAAGCACCUGUAGUAUUGUAGGUGUUAAUCUAGCACCUGGGUGAUCAGACAUGGGUCGUUUGCGAGUACCAGGGUCCCAGCCUCCAAACGCAAUGUACUUGGUUGAGGCCCCAUACUAUGAUUUUUGUUUAGAAGAAGCUGACACUAUCUACAUAGGUUAACAUUGAAUUGUGUUUACUCUGCCUUGCAAAAAACUUCAUAAUUCUUUAUUUAGAUGCAUUAAUUUUUUUUCUAGUUUCUCUUUUUUGUACAUAGGGGCAAGAAGCUUAAAAGUUUUAAUGGUAAUGAGAAGCAUAGCAACAUUACUGCAUACUGCAAAUAAAAGUUUUUCAAAUUUUGAAUGUUCAUCUGUGUUGGAUCAUAUGUGCUUUUGUUGCAGGUUGCAGGGAAUACGGCUUUCAAGUCAGGGCAACAUUCAGAAGCCGUAGAACAUUAUACUGCUGCAUUGACAUAUAAUAUUGAAUCACGUCCUUUUGCGGCAGUAUGCUUUUGUAAUCGUGCUGCUGCUUAUCAGGCGUUAGGCCAAAUUACGGAAGCAAUAUCUGAUUGCAGUUUAGCAAUUGCUCUUGAUCCAAAUUAUCCUAAGGUUUGUUGUCUGGCUCUACUACCAUCUAUUGGGAGUGAGGGAGCAGUAAUAGAAAUUCGCAUCACACAAUUAAAAAUGUCGUUUUUUCAUACAAUGCUUUCAAGAUUUUCUUGGCCAUUAGUUUGUCAUAUUUAUCAAGAUUCCUGCUUGAAUAUUUCUGUAACUCUUUUCGGUCGCUUCAUGUUGCUGACAUAGAAUUCAAAUCACCCUUUUAAUGCAUAGACUGUUCUUAGAAAGAAAAAUUGGAUUGCUCAAGUAGAGAGAACGGGCUCAAACCAGUUAAGACCACGAACGAGUCUGGUUUCCCGAAUAGGAGAUCAAUAAAAUAAUUGUAGUAUAGGGAGCGCAACAAGAGACACUAAGAUCACUACGUAGUUCUAGAAAUGAGAGAAGCCGUUUUUCUAGUGAUUUUUUAUUUUUUACAUGCUUAAAUCUCUUGGCCAACUGCUUUAUCAUUGUUAACCUUCCUCCUGUUUCCUCUGCAAAUUAUAGGCAAUCUCUAGACGAGCAACCUUACAUGAGAUGAUAAGGGAUUAUGGCCAGGCUGCUGGUGAUCUGCACAGAUUAAUAUCUUUUCUUGAAAGAAAGCAGGAGGAUAGGCUUGGAGGUGGAAGACCCACAGUGGAUGAUCCAGAGUUGGUUCGUUUACGGCUUGCUAAAGUCGAGGAGAAGGCCAGGAAAGAAAUCCCACUGGACAUGUACAUGAUAUUGUAUGUCUCUCACAAGAACACUUUGGAUUGGCUAUUUCCAUCUCAAGCAAUUUUCAUGCCUUCAUUAUUUUGCAGCUUGGUUAUAUGCUUUGUUGAUGUUGUAGCAGCUAUAAUAUAAUAUUGUCCUGAUGAAGAACUGCCUUUAUGAUCUUACUCAAUGCUGCUGAUUUUUUAGUGCUUUAGACUGGUUUUUCUUGAUGAAAUAUUUCUUCUAUUUUUUGGAUCGCAUAAUUCCAAAUGCUGAUUUUCGUAGUUGCACGGUACCCAUUAAUCCUUGUUUUCAUUUAUAAGCAUCUGUUAUACAUUGUCUGCAUGAAGAUUUUAAUUCUUUGUGCUUGCAUAAUGGUCACAGUACUUAUUUAAGAACAUAAUCCUCAUUAUAUUCAUAUGCGGUGAAGUAGAGGUCUGACAGAAUUUAUGGAAGGAGGAUCAAUUUCUAAGUAGGUAGACUUUAAUGGAGCCAAUGCAAUGUGUGAAAGAUGAUCUUUUGUACGCAUGUACAAUCUUUCUUCGAGCAUUUUUUAACUCAUCUCUAGUGCUUGGAAUUGGAAGGAGCGGAGUGAAUAUGAUCAUUACUUCGAAGUUGGUCGUACCACCAAAUCUAGGAAAUCGUAGCUUUAGUCUAGGAUAUUUCAGGGAAUCAGUUUCAUGACCAAAAAUGGCAUUGCCCUACUUUACUGUCUUAUCAGUAGCGAUUUCAUCACGCAUUUGCCCUUAUUCCAUUUAGAAAAUAUCUAUCUAUCUAUUCUGCUUUGAGUAAUGUGGGUAUAUUUUACGCAGGGGAAUUGAAUCAUCAAGUGAUGCAGCAGAAAUCAAGAAGGCAUACCGCAAAGCUGCUCUGAGGCACCAUCCAGAUAAGGUUAUUUAUCUUGCCUGCACUUUUAUUUUAAAGCUGAGAAUUAGACUUCAUUUACCAGAGGUUAUGCGAUUUCAUUGAGCAGGCUUCUCAGCUCUUGGUAAGAAGUGAGAACACCGAUGAGAAGCUCUGGAAGGAAGUGGCCGAUGAGGUGCAUAGAGAUACUGACAGGCUGUUCAAGAUGAUUGGAGAGGCUUAUGCAGUCCUUUCGGACCCUUCAAAGGUAUGUAUGGGAUCUUUAUCAAAUCCUUUCUCGUAGUUUUCCACAUUGAUAGGCUGCUGUGGACACGUUUCUCUUGGAGGAGCAUGAAUUCAAUUCUCCACCUCGCCUUAAGCAGCUGAGUCAUACGUGCAAGCAAGCUUCGAUCUCCCCUCACAGUGAAGCUUAGUCUGUGUUUUAAAUUUUUAAAAUGAUGACGGGGGUUUUUCUUAUGAUGGUAAUGAAAUAUAUCUAUAUUUUUUUAUUGUUAUUCUCUCUCUCUCUCUCUCUCUCUCUCUCUCUCUCUCUAUGAAUGAUUCCAUCCGUCAACGCCAAUUGUCUUCAAAGGUUCUUACUAUACUAAAAAUGGAUUCUUCCAUUCUUCAAGGGGUGUUUGUUUUCCAUGGCAUCGAUGAAUUACUAUUUAAAAACUUGGUGAAAGUCCCCAGAGUUAUGUGUUUUCUUCCACGCAAAUAAUCCGCACAGUCAAGCUCAGCACCACGCAAAUCUGACGAUUAUUUUAUUUUAUUUUAUUUUAUUUAAAAAAAUCUUCUUCUGUGCAGCGCCUGCAGUACGACACAGAGGAGGAAAUAAGGACUUCUCUCAAGGGUAGUGGCGCCUCUACAACCCACCAGCAGCAGUACCAUACCCCUGGCCAUUACGAGAGAAGCAGCAGUCGGUGGCAUUCUGGGGAUCAUCCUUUCAAGUCGUAUGAAAGCUCCAGCCAGAGAUCCACGGGAUAUUACAGGACAAGGAGAUAUUAUUAACUGUGAGCUUUUAUUUAAGCACACAGGCGGGCCUGCCGUUAACCAUUCCAUUUCACUGUUCUUGAGCCUCAAUGGCUCUCGACUCACGGCCAGGUUGGCCACCGACGGCCAGGCGGGCCUGGGCAAACCUGGGCCAUGAGAUGAUUUCCUUGCGGGCUUCGGUGGUCAUGCCCAAUUUAGCAAAAAAGAGCACGUCGGCGCACCAGAGCCCAUUGAUGGAAUAUUAUAGAGAGAAGAUCAGGGCAACAGCCCACGAGAUUUUGGACAGUCCGAUGACCGGAGGAGAGACUACUUGUGAUUCUUUUCUUCUGAGGGAUGGAGUGACGGUGAACAUGCUGAGGAGCUGGUGUACAUGCUUUCUCUACCUGAUCUGCCUGUCUGAGUGA